GUCUCACACACUGAACUCCUCUCUCUCUUUAUCUCUCUCCCCUGUCGCCACCUCACACGAUCAAAUCCUUCUCUCUCUCACUAUGCUCCUCUGCUGCUGAACCACCACCUUCAGCCAGCCAUGUCCAAACUCGUCCCUCUCCUCCUCCUUUUCUCCUUCCUGAUCCUCUGCGGCCAAUCCCACGGCCGCUUCAGCCUCCCCGAGCCUCGAUUGGAUCUGCUCUCCGAUGGGGUCCACCGAUCCGGCACCUCCAGCAGCUUUCUCACUCUCCACCGCCCCUCCUUGUUGAAGGCCGAGUCCACCUGCGACGAGACCUACGGGUUCUUGCCCUGCACCACCACCGUCCUCGGCAACCUCUUCCUCAUCCUCGUCUACGGCGCUCUCAUGUACACAGCCGCCACCUACCUCUCCCACGGCAGCGAGCUUCUCCUCGAGAUUCUCGGCCCCGGGAUUAUCGGAGGCUUGUUCCUCCCCAUUCUCGGCGCUCUUCCCGACGCCAUGCUCAUUCUCGUAUCGGGACUCUCUGGGAGUACGGAAACAGCUCAAGAUCAGGUUUCUGUUGGAAUGGGCUUGCUAGCUGGGUCGACUGUAAUGCUCAUCACUGUAGUAUGGGGUUCAUGUGUUAUUAUUGGCAAGUGUGAUAUUGAGAAUGGUAUUGCCAGAGAUAACAAAGAUACUAAAGGGUUUAGCUUAACAGGUUCUGGUGUUAGUACUGAUAUCUGGACUAGCUAUUCUGCAAUAAUAAUGGCUGUAUCUGUCAUCCCAUUUAUUAUUGUUCAAUUACCGCAGCUCCUCAGUUCCACUGCAGCAAGACAGUGGGCAGUGCUAAUUGGACUAAUUUUCUCUCUUGCACUAUUGAUAUCAUACUGCACGUAUCAGGUAUUUCAGCCGUGGAUCCAGAGGAGACGCUUUGCUUAUGCAAAACACAAGCAUGUUAUAUCAGGACUUCUACAACAUCUAAAGAUGCGUGCUUUGGGAAGGCUACUUGACGAUAAUGGUGAACUCGAUAUAGAAGUUGUAACAAAGUUAUUUCAUACAAUUGAUGUGGACAGAGAUGAUCGUCUUUCACCAGCUGAGUUGAGAGCACUGAUAGUUGGAAUCCGGUUUGAUGAAAUAGAGCUGGAUAAGGAUGAUGCUGUAGAUAAAGUGAUGAAAGAUUUUGAUACUUCUCGUGAUUCUCACAUAUCGCGUGAUGAGUUCAUUGCUGGUGUCCGAAAAUGGCUUAAUGAGGCAAAACAUGCAGGAGACUCCAAAACUACCUCUGGUUCUCACACUAUGAAAUUUUUGAGUGACUUCCAUGAGCAAACAAAGAAAGAGCAUGAUCUUGUGGGGGUGGAUGAAGAUCAAAGUGAUGAGGUUGUUGAGGGUGUUGAUAAUCCCAGGAGGACCUCGAUCAAAGCGGGGCUGAUGUUGUUAGCCGGAACUCUUAUUGCGGCUGCAUUUGCUGAUCCCCUGGUAGAUGCUGUUGAUAAUUUCUCAGAUGCCACAAGCAUUCCAACUUUCUUCAUUUCAUUCAUAGCACUACCCCUGGCUACUAAUUCUAGUGAGGCUGUAUCUGCGAUAAUCUUUGCCAGUCGUAAAAAGAGAAGGACUGCCUCGCUAACAUUUUCUGAGUUGUAUGGUGCAGUGACCAUGAAUAACGUCCUCUGCCUAUCGGUAUUUUUGGCCCUGGUUUAUGUUAGGGGAUUAACAUGGGACUUCUCAGCUGAAGUCCUUGUCAUUGUUAUCGUUUGUGUUGUGAUGGGUGUUUUUGGCAGCUUACGCACCACCUUCCCUCUUUGGACAACUUCCAUCGCAUACCUACUUUACCCAUUCUCCCUGGUACUGGUUUACGUUCUGGAUUAUAUUUUUGGCUGGUCAUAGACUCCGGACGUCAUAUGGAUUCAUAGGUUUCAUUCUGUUUGUUUCUUAUGAUUUAGUCUUUAAUAAUAUUACCAUUGCGAGUAGGCAUUCAGUUCCAUUAGCAACUUGGUGAGAUGUGUAUCUGGUCUGGGUCAUACAUGAGUAUCCAAUUUUCUCAAUAUAUGUUAAAGGCUCAUUUUGAUAUUUGAUGUUGGUCUAUGGCUUCUGUGAUCUCCUUUGGGGAUCGGAGUUGUACUGAAAAGUUUUUGGUUGCAGACCUCAUUGAUCCUUAAUUAACAACAUCAGCUAUUUUGUGAUCGGGAGGAUUUAGGUUGUAACCGAGAAUGAGAUGAUUGAAGCAAGAGGUCAUAAUUUCAUUAAUAUCAGUUACAUGUAAUGUUGCCAAAUGUCUUCAAUCACAUUUCUUUAGUCCACCAAUCUUAAUCUCAUUAAUAGAAUGUUACCAAAUGUUCUCAAUCACAUUUCCUUAGUCCACCAAUCAUGAGAAUCGCAGGAGACUGUAGCCAAGUUUUUUAUGGCAUUCUAUGGCAUAGCAUUGCUGGCAGUAAUAUGCCGUUACCUUGUACGUGAAGCUGCAUCCUGAAAGAACCAGUGACCAUCUAAUGAUUUAUGGAAGUUAAGAUGUAUGCAGAAGCCUUGAAUAUAAUCCCUCUUUGUAUUUAAGACACAAGCAUGUGAACUACAGGAUGCUAACUAUGCAUAAAUUAGCGCUGCCAAUAGUCCCAACAUGAACAAGAGCCAUCACGAAAAUGAUGGAACCGAUUGGUGUCGCUCACAAAGAUUGCUGAAUGACAAUCACCACAAACCUUGAUGUUCUUCUUGAUCCGGAUGGUGAAUCCAAGAGGGUUUAGGGUUUAGAAGCGCAAAUGCAAGUGCAAACUUCUCACUGUGAAAUUUGCAAGUCAAUGUUGUUGUGCAUCCUACAAGCACCUGGCAAGGCUCUCCAUCCAUCUGCUGUGGGUUCAGUGGGCUCUUAUGAACUUGUCAGCUCUAUCAAGAAGACCUGCUCGGCCAAGAAGAUCAACCAUUGUAAACAUAACGGAAAACUUGUGGUUCUAUUUUGAACUAUUUCCUCAUCAAGUGAAAAUAGUACUGUCCUUCAUUCAAGAGGUGAGAGUGGCUACAGACAGUAAGAACACAGGAAAUAUACAAUCAGGUUGAAUUCCAAACCUAAGCGUUUCUUCAAGAGCUGCACAGUUUCCUUCCCAACCCAUGCUGGGCGUAUCCCUUACGCAUCGUAGUCCAAGAAACAAUGCCUCGCUCAACCAAACGGGUCAAAUACCUUUCUAGCAUCCUCAAUGCUGCCCUCGCUCCUCGGCAUCCAUGUCAAGAAGAGAAUUCCCGGCAAAA
Fragaria vesca subsp. vesca is the source of this 3213-nucleotide messenger RNA. RefSeq lists its product as uncharacterized. The transcript is spliced from 7 exons. The record is from RefSeq and is a predicted model, not a curated record. Lineage: Eukaryota; Viridiplantae; Streptophyta; Magnoliopsida; Rosales; Rosaceae. Gene Ontology annotation, biological process: calcium ion transmembrane transport; intracellular calcium ion homeostasis. Gene Ontology annotation, cellular component: membrane. Gene Ontology annotation, molecular function: calcium:proton antiporter activity; calcium ion binding. The coding region runs from base 121 to 1863 and encodes 580 amino acids.